Plenodomus lingam JN3 is the source of this 288-nucleotide messenger RNA. The record is from RefSeq and is a predicted model, not a curated record. Lineage: Eukaryota; Fungi; Ascomycota; Dothideomycetes; Pleosporales; Leptosphaeriaceae.
AUGGCUCAUACCCGUCGCGAGGCCGACACCAGCAGUAAAGUGGGAGCAUGGCCAGUGGCCAAGGACCAGCGCCCCAGGCCAGGUACGAGGGGGAGGGGGGGGGGGGGCGAGGGGGCAAACUCAGCAGCUGGUGGAACAAGAGCCACGGCACCGCUGCAUCCACGCAAAACGACUGAGUCGAACGAGGCUCCACGUCGCAUGCAGAGGCCAUCCUUGGGGACUACUGCCCCAGCUGCAGGAGCCCUCUCGGGAGUGAGCAGCGGCCUGGAGAUUACGAACGGUGAGUAA